Messenger RNA from Acanthaster planci (crown-of-thorns starfish), 1748 nucleotides. Its product is annotated as C-type lectin domain family 4 member M-like. NCBI's taxonomy places the organism in Eukaryota, Metazoa, Echinodermata, Asteroidea, Valvatida, Acanthasteridae. The record is from RefSeq and is a predicted model, not a curated record.
CAAGUGGUGUGAGCUAACAAAUGUAAGACUUUCAGAUCCAUCCAUUGAAAUAGGUGCACCUUCCGCAGGUAGCAGCGCGGACCGCCCAUAAAGUCAUGACUGAGAGAUUUGAAUUGGAAGCAUUUUGUGCCGCAAUUUCCAACCGACUGCUCUCAGUUUCAGCUUUGAAUUAGCGCUGGGCUACCUCGAAUUCUGAGCCACCGGCUGCCCACACACCAGCUGCUACUGAUGCCCUUAACGUUACUGACUGAACCGUUGUACAACUUCAAUGGCUAAGGCCAGGCUUUGGACACUCUGUAAAACAGUUGUAAUUGUUUUUGCCUUUGUGGGUGUUGAGAGUCGAUGCCCGGCGUCAUGGAUAGAGCGCCAGACAUCGUGCUACAAAACUGACGAUGAGCAGCGAACCUGGGAGAACGGGGAGGCGUACUGCAACCAGCUAGGCGCAGAACUCGUGGUGAUUGAGACGGCCCAAGAAAAUGAAUUUAUCCGGGAGCUACUGAAUGAUCAAAGCAAGGAUUUUGCUUGGCUGGGUUGCAACGACAGAGCUACAGAGCGCACCUGGGUGUGUUACUCAGAGGCCACCGUAGGAAUGCCAUUUGAAAACUGGGCGCCUUCCCAACCCAACAAUGCAGCCGGUGAUGACUGCGUGAGUAUAAGUAAGUCUGGAAAGUGGAGUGACUCCAAAUGUAGUGCAGAUUUCGUUUACGUUAUCUGCGAAGCUGACAGCGCCGACUGGGAGGACCUGCAUAUGGACGUCACUUCUUCUUCGGCGGCGGUUGUUUCAAUGUCCUGCUCCGUUGUGGGAGCAGACGGUCGCCUGCACCACUUGACCUCCCUUUAAACAUGGUCCAAGACAAUGUUAACAGAACUGCUGCGACCGAACUCCGCCUAUCAAGACACUGACUAGUCGGUUGGGGAUCUCUGCAGCAGGGUUUCGAGAGUCCGAACACUAGAGCGCAUCUUUGAAAUUUCUGGAAGGGUUCGUCCGACAAAAUGAGUUGCCAAUUUCUUUCGGCUUACUCUGCCUCAAAAUUCGCAGGAUGUAACGCCUGCUUCAAAUAGAUGAUCUUUGUCGAUGGACUCAAACUGUGUGUAUGUGACAGAACAGUUCAGUGAUUUGUUUGCAACCUUUCUGAAAGCUAAACCCUUUUCAUCCAAACAAUAAAAUUUCACGCAUCUUCGAGAGCUGUCUUGUCGAGGUACGUGUACACGUCAUAUUAGCUAGAUUUGAAGAUAUCAUUAUCGUAAAUAUUAGCAGAGUUCUGCUUACGCCUGAGAUGGAUUGGAAGCUAAUAACUAAUUGAAAUAAGAGACUGGAUUUCAACGGUUGAUCCAAAGGGGAGAAUGAGUCGGGCUUGAUGAGGUUUAAUUGCUUCGCCAAGUUAGAAUGAGAAGGAAUGGUGAGCGCAUUCAGUUGACAAUUUGUUGAAUGACAUCUACCUAUUAUAGAGAUCGUACACGACAACCAUCAUUUGGUAACUGCUUUUGUAUCUUGCGUAACGCAUGACGGUGCACAUGUUCAGGGCGUAAGCCAUUCAUCGUUCAGUUUUUCAAACCAUAUGAGAUCUAUGUAAAAUCAUAUUGAAAUUGGAGGAUUGAGGACCGUGAAGAUUAAGAAUUGUUUAAAUACUCUUCUUGUUAGCAUCUUGUACCACAGAUUGACGUCCUGGGGCGUGACGAUGGUUUUCGCGUGAAAUUUCUUGUGAAAUUUAGACAACAGUCUGUGGAUCUUGCUUUUUUGUGAAGCA